Messenger RNA from Aspergillus versicolor CBS 583.65, 2262 nucleotides. RefSeq names its product translation initiation factor 2. Gene Ontology annotation, biological process: translational initiation. Bases 1 to 2262 code for a protein of 753 amino acids. NCBI's taxonomy places the organism in Eukaryota, Fungi, Ascomycota, Eurotiomycetes, Eurotiales, Aspergillaceae. Gene Ontology annotation, molecular function: translation initiation factor activity; GTPase activity; GTP binding. The record is from RefSeq and is a predicted model, not a curated record. The transcript has 2 exons.
AUGAGAGAACCUCGCUCCAAUACGGUGAGAGACCUUCGCUUUGACCCUUCUGGGGGGUCUGGCGGAGGGUCCAUUGGAGAGUCCAUCAGGAUUCGCAGGACUGCCCUCUCCCACGAUCCCGAAACGGGCGACCGAUCGAGUGAUAGAAAAGCAGCGCUUGAAAAGCACUUGGCUUCAAGAUUGGAUCCGGAGGAAGAAAUGGAAGACCUGGGCUUCCGGCGGCACAGGCGAGCGAAAUUUGAAAAGUCCGGAAGAGCCGAGCGGGAGACAGGUCCAUCUUCAGAUCGUUUGAAAUCCCGUGACAAAAGGCCGAAACGACAAGGUGGCUAUCGCGAAAGCGAAGCAGAAGUCGAUGAAUAUGACGUCGAUGAGUAUCAUCGUCGCCGCGAGGAGCGUAAGAAGCAGAAAAAAGAAAGGUCGCGGCAAAAGCAGGUGGAACCAGAGCUGAGCCCGUUAUAUCUUCCCGAGUUUAUCAGUGUGAGCAAUUUCGCUGAUGUCGUUGGUAUGCGUCCUGCACAAUUCGUUGAGCGCAUGGAAGAAAUGGGCUUUGAAGACGUUUCUUACAGCCAUGUUCUUGAUGCCGAAACGGCUGGCUUGAUAGCUACUGAGUUUGGUUACGAACCGAUCUUUGAUACCGGCGCCGAGCAGGAUCUAACGGCUACUCCCGAGCCCGAAGACAAAUCUAUCUGGCCGACCAGGCCUCCUGUUGUCACCAUCAUGGGCCAUGUAGACCAUGGUAAGACUACUAUUCUUGAUUGGUUGCGCGAAUCAUCUGUUGCUGCAUCGGAACAUGGAGGCAUUACCCAGCACAUUGGUGCAUUCUCUGUCUCGAUGCCAUCUGGUAAAAAGAUCACAUUCUUAGAUACUCCUGGCCAUGCGGCUUUCCUAGAUAUGCGCCGACGUGGUGCAGAUGUGACGGAUAUUGUGGUCUUAGUGGUGGCUGCUGAUGACAGCGUUAAGCCGCAGACAGUUGAGGCUAUCAAACAUGCUACAAGUGCCAAGGUACCCAUCAUUGUGGCAAUCAGCAAGAUCGACAAGGAGGGCAUUCACCCUGAGAAAGUCAAACAAGACCUCUCCGCGCACGGUAUCCAUGUAGAAGACUAUGGUGGUGAUGUCCAGGCAAUUGGAGUGAGCGGGAAAACGGGUCUGGGCAUGCUAGAACUUGAAGAAGCCAUCGUCACGCUCUCCGAGGUUUUGGACCACAGGGCCGAUGCGAACGGUUCCGUUGAGGGAUGGGUAAUUGAGGGUACGACGAAGAGCUACGGCCGUGUAGCAACCGUGCUUGUCCGACGCGGGACCCUCCGACCUGGCGACAUUCUUGUCGCUGGCAGCACAUGGGCUCGUGUCCGCACGCUCAGGAACGAAGCCGGUAUCUCUAUCUCCGAAGCCACGCCCGGAACGCCAGUUGAGAUAGAUGGCUGGAGAGACCAACCUACGGCCGGCACAGAAUUACUUCAAGCCGGAGAUGAGCAGCACGCUAAAGAUGUCGUGGAAUACAGGCUCGAGAGAGAAGAAAACCAGAAAUUGGGCGAGGAUACGACAGCCAUCAACGAGGCACGCCGUGAUAUGGCUGAGAAACGGAAGAGGGAAGCCGGGGGGGACGAAGAUUUGGCGAUGGAAGAGAAAUCAUCUGGGCCCAAGGCAGUCAAUUUCGUGCUCAAGGCAGAUGUUGACGGAUCAGCCGAAGCGGUUUUGAACUCCAUAACCGCCAUCGGAAACAAUGAGGUCUAUGCCAAAGUGCUCCGUUCGGAGGUGGGACCGAUUAGCGAGUCCGAUGUCGAGCUGGCCGCCGCCUCCAACGGCCAUCUCGUUUGCUUCAACAUGGCUAUAGAUGCGGCCAUGUCUCGGAUGGCAGAAUCUUUGGGCGUCAAUAUCAUGGAUCAUAACGUCAUUUACAAACUCGUGGAUGAUGUCAAGGAUACACUGAGCGAGCAACUCGCGCCUACAGUAACGCAUCGGGUCACCGGAGAAGCCGAAAUCGGUCAGGUUUUCGAAAUCUCGCUCAAGAGCCGCGUAAAGACGUCCAUUGCUGGAUGUAAAGUACGGAAUGGAAUGAUCAACCGGACAAAGAAGGUUCGCGUGCUGAGAGGGCAGGAAACUAUCUAUGACGGUUCGAUAUCAUCCUUGAAGAACGUCAAGAAAGACGUGACCGAGAUGCGCAAAGACACCGAGUGCGGUAUUGCGUUUGAAGACUGGACUGAGUUCGCUGUCGGCGACCAGAUCCAAUGCUACGAGGAAAUCUUCGAGAAGAGACAUCUUUAA